This is a messenger RNA of Lepidothrix coronata (blue-crowned manakin), 3418 nucleotides long. RefSeq names its product tumor protein p73 (gene TP73). Gene Ontology annotation, biological process: protein tetramerization; apoptotic process; regulation of transcription by RNA polymerase II. The record is from RefSeq and is a predicted model, not a curated record. The coding region runs from base 64 to 2013 and encodes 649 amino acids. Gene Ontology annotation, cellular component: nucleus. Lineage: Eukaryota; Metazoa; Chordata; Aves; Passeriformes; Pipridae. Gene Ontology annotation, molecular function: DNA-binding transcription factor activity, RNA polymerase II-specific; RNA polymerase II cis-regulatory region sequence-specific DNA binding; protein binding. The transcript is spliced from 14 exons.
CUUUCUCUGCUGGAGGGAAAGGCCUGGCUUCUUCCUGAAGCUGCCCGGGCCAGGGAAAGCAGCAUGGACGCAGGGGUGGUUUAUCCUCUGUCAGACUCCCCCACUGCCAAGAUGUCCCAGUCACCUCCGGCUGACGAAGGCAGCACCUUCGCCCACCUCUGGAGCACUCUGGAGCCAGACAGCACCUACUUCGACCUCCCUCCAGCCACCCACGCCGGCAGCAAUGAGGUCUCCAACCAGACAGAGGUCACCAUGGACGUCUUCCAGAUGAGAGGCAUGAACGACUCGGUGAUGUCCCAGUUCAAUUUGCUGAACAACAGCAUGGAUCAGAGCAUCGGCAGCAGAGCAGCCUCCACCAGCCCCUACAGCUCCGAGCACACCUCCAAUGUCCCAACGCAUUCUCCCUACUCGCAGCCCAGCUCUACCUUCGACGCCAUGUCCCCGGCUCCCGUCAUCCCCUCCAACACCGACUACCCCGGCCCACACCACUUCGAGGUGACCUUCCAGCAAUCCAGCACCGCCAAGUCAGCCACCUGGACAUACUCCCCCCUGCUGAAGAAGCUCUACUGUCAGAUCGCCAAGACAUGCCCCAUCCAGAUCAAGGUGUCCACGCCGCCGCCCCCGGGCACCAUCAUCCGGGCCAUGCCCGUGUACAAGAAGGCAGAGCACGUCACCGAGGUGGUGAAACGCUGCCCCAACCACGAGCUCGGCCGCGACUUCAACGACGGCCAGUCAGCCCCUGCCAGCCACCUCAUCCGGGUGGAAGGCAACAACCUCUCGCAGUACGUGGACGACCCGGUGACGGGCCGGCAGAGCGUGAUGGUGCCCUACGAGCCCCCGCAGGUGGGGACCGAGUUCACCACCAUCCUGUACAACUUCAUGUGCAACAGCAGCUGCGUGGGAGGGAUGAACAGGAGGCCCAUCCUCAUCAUCAUCACCCUGGAGACGAGAGAUGGCCAGGUCCUGGGCAGGAGAUCCUUCGAGGGACGGAUCUGUGCCUGCCCCGGCAGGGACCGGAAGGCCGAUGAGGAUCAUUUCCGGGAGCAGCAGGCGCUGAACGAGAGCGCGGCCAAGAACGGCAACGCCAACAAGCGCACGUUCAAGCAGAGCCCCCAGAGCAUCCCAGCGCUGGGGACCAGCAUCAAGAAACGGAGGCACGGGGAGGAGGAGAUGUACUACGUGCCUGUUCGGGGCCGGGAGAACUUUGAGAUCCUGAUGAAGAUAAAGGAGAGCCUGGAGCUGGUGGAGCUGGUCCCGCAGCAGCUGGUCGAUUCCUACCGGCAGCAGCAGCAGCAGCUCCUGCAGAGGCAGAGCCAGCUGCAGACACCUUCCUCCUACGGACCCGUCCUCUCCCCCAUGAACAAAGUCCACAGCGCAGGGAUCAACAAGCUGCCCUCUGUGAACCAGCUGGUGGGGCAGCCAGCACAGCACGGCCCUGGCACUGCACCCAGCCUGGGCCCCAUGGGACCUGGAAUGCUGAACAGCCAUCCCAUGCAACCCAACGGGGAAAUGAACGGGGGCCACUCAUCCCAGUCCAUGGUGUCGGGGUCCCACUGCACCCCCCCACCGCCCUACAACCCCGACCCCAGCCUCGUCAGUUUUUUAACAGGAUUGGGGUGUCCAAACUGCAUCGACUAUUUCACCUCACAAGGGUUACAGAAUAUUUACCACCUGCAGAACCUAUCCAUAGAGGAUCUCGGAGCACUGAAGAUCCCGGAGCAGUACAGGAUGAUCAUCUGGCGGGGUCUGCAGGAGCUCAAGCAGAGCCACGACUACGGGGCCCAGCAGCUGAUCCGCUCCAGCAGCAACGCCUCCACCAUCUCCAUCGGCAGCUCCGGGGAGCUGCAGCGGCAGCGGGUGAUGGAGGCCGUGCACUUCCGCGUGCGCCACACCAUCACCAUCCCCAACCGCGGCAACGCCGACGACUGGGCCGACUUCGGCUUCGACCUCCCGGACUGCAAAUCCCGCAAACAGUCCAUAAAGGAGGAAUUCACGGAGGGAGAGAUCAACUGAGCGGCUCCGGAGGCGGCAGCGAGAGACCAGGGGGGAGCCGAGCCCCCCAUGAAAUGUGUUUGCAGCCUCGGGCGCCUGGAGAAGGGUCAUUUUGUUGUCCGAGGGGAACUGCGGGCCCUGAGCCGGGCGGGAGGCGCCUGCCCCGGGGAGGAAACUGCGGUAGCUUCGGCCGAGGUGAGGAGGAGGAGGAGGAAGAGGAGGAGGAGGAGGGCAACCGAGCCAGCUCAGCAGCUGGAGUGGGAUUUCCGCCUGCCCGUGGCACGGGAGGCAUCAUCUGGUCUGUGUUUUCCUGGAGCAUCCCUGCAUCCCACAGACGUGGUGUAAGGACAGCACGUUUUUCUCAUCCCUGCUCACUGACCCUGUCUGUGUUCCCUGGGGUGUCCCAAACCCACAGGGCUUUGUCACUGCAGCACAGACUCAGCCCUCACCUGUGCAGGCAUCGUCAGGACUGGUGCGAAGCCACAUCCUGCUUUCCCGACAGACUGCCAAACCCUACCCUCAGCCCUCUCUAGAGCUGGAAAGAACCUGUUUGUCUGUUCCUGAUGUGUUCUUGUACCUAAAUAUUGGUGUAUAUAAACAGCAGCAAAUGUACAUACAGUAAACUCAUUGUGCUGUAAGGAGAGAGAAAGAUUUAUUUUCAUGUAAGCUAUAAAAAUUGAUACUGACUCCUGAGACACCACAGUGUCAAGUAAAUUAAUUUCAUGUUGUAGCAUGUAAAAAUGCAGAAAAUCCUGUUUCCAGCCUUAUCUAUUUAAAAUCCAAUUUUUUCUCCUCUGAAUCUUUCACGCAAUUGCAGAGGAGGGAGAAAGCCAGUGAUUGUCCUGGGAAGUCAGAGGUCUGGAUUAUCCCUCCCUGCUCUGUUGGAGAGUUUCGCAGACAGGUCAGACCUGGUGAGCCAGAAUGCAGGCAGCGUAAAUUCCAUCCUGUCCUGGAGCACAGCAAUGGUCUGGGUGACCAGCUCUGUUCUGUUCCUGGUCACUUUUCCCAGCUGUAAUUUCUCCCGUGAUUUGGGCUGGCAAAAAAACCUGCACAGAAAGCAAGGACACACAGGGUAGGUGUGUUCCCUCCCUGAAUGCUAAUUCCCUACACAUCUGGGAAGGCAAUGUCCCACAGCAGGUCUCAGAAAGGCCCAGGAAGUCACAGGAGCUCCUGCUGUGGGAGGGAGCACGGGUGGACAGGGAGCUGCUGCAUCUGCCCCCUCAGCCCUGGGUCACUCGAGAUUUUGGCCAGGCUGAGGGAACCCACACAGAAACGAUGUUCCUGGCACCUUCCCACUGCCUGUGGAGGCCUCCAAAGGCAGCCCUACACCUGCUUCCCACCUCCCCAGGCUGGGGAAGGGGCUGCAGACCCUUCCCGAAGCCCUGGACUCUCUAAGCAGGAACAAAACAAGAGCUCGAGCCCCACC